Octopus sinensis (East Asian common octopus) is the source of this 1324-nucleotide messenger RNA. RefSeq lists its product as uncharacterized. The record is from RefSeq and is a predicted model, not a curated record. NCBI's taxonomy places the organism in Eukaryota, Metazoa, Mollusca, Cephalopoda, Octopoda, Octopodidae. The coding region runs from base 20 to 1120 and encodes 366 amino acids. The transcript is spliced from 9 exons.
UAGAAACUGGCAGACGUUGAUGGCAUGCAUGAGAAUUGAACCUGCACACUUGAACCUUGCCAAUCUGUUACACGAGGUUGAAGCAGAGAUCAGUCGCCUGGAGAACAUCUGUGGAGACAAAUACAAUUCUUCCAUAGUGAGUUACAAAUGUCUGAAAGAAGAUCAAAUAAGUGAUGGAGUCCAGCGUUGUAUUAAGAUUGGGGUGAAGACAUCGAAUCACCUGCUGGCCACCCCAGAGUCAAAGAGAGAUGCUUGUUUGAGGAUGAAGAAGACGUCCGACUGUGUGGAGAAAUACUCCGGGCGGUGCGGCUCCCUGGCGACGGCGUUCGUCGGGGAAUUGGUGGAGAAGUACUUGAGGAGCAACAGAAUGAAAUUAGAGUGUGAUGGCCAUGGCCGGGUGACACCCACCCUGAAGAAACAUUCUGAAAGUACCACAGCGGUGAACUUCUGUACAGAGGCGUACAUUGAGAAGAAAUUCCGCAAAUGUGUGAAACUGCUACACCCAGAUGUGAGUCUGGGUCAAAUUAUCAACAUUACAGGACCAACGUGGACAGAGAGUCAGAUCAACACCAUGUGCAAAAACCUGCCCCUUUACAAGCCGUGUCCUGCCAGAAUAUUUGAAAGCUGUGACAUUCCAAAGAUGCGGAUGCUGGGCAAAGUAACGAACACCAUCUUGGAAUAUAUAUGUCGUGAAGGUUUCAGAAUCUACCUCCGAGUGUUCACCUGCCUCCAGACAGACGACUCCACUCGCUCCAUCAUCCAGCAUUGCAUCAGACACGCCUCCAGCGUCAACACAAAAGAGUUCUACUUUGGAGGAGAAUACAACGAAGAGAAGAUAUGCAAGUACAACAACGACAUGACCUACUACGGCAACCACAUUGCACACAUCUGUGGUAACCAGGCCAAAGAGUUCCUUGUUGAGCUUGUUGGUCGAACAAUAAACCCUUACAGGACAUUAGUCAAAUGCAAUAAUUACAACACAGGUGCUAUAGUUGGAAUAACAGUUGGCUGCCUGGUGUUUGUCACGGUUGGAUUGAGCAUCCGCUAUGCCAGGAGAAAGCAACUCUUUGCACAUUUCCCAAGAGUCGAAUGUCUCAGUAAGUGUAUACAGCCACAGUGAGAGGGACGAGCCUGUAGCCGUCACCAGCCAUGAGAGAAUAGAUACAUGACUGGAAGCGGUGAAGAGAAAAAGUCGGGUGAGCGCAUUCGAUGUAACUAGGUUGCUGAUGAUGCCGAAGGUGCUGCAAAACAAGAACUUGGGUUUUUUUUUUUUUGUUUUCAACAAUACACAGCAGGGAGGAAAGAUUAUCAUCAUCAUCAUUAU